Limulus polyphemus (Atlantic horseshoe crab) is the source of this 1792-nucleotide messenger RNA. Its product is annotated as synaptophysin-like. The transcript has 6 exons. Lineage: Eukaryota; Metazoa; Arthropoda; Merostomata; Xiphosura; Limulidae. Gene Ontology annotation, cellular component: synaptic vesicle; synaptic vesicle membrane. The record is from RefSeq and is a predicted model, not a curated record. Bases 359 to 1102 code for a protein of 247 amino acids.
UUCUCUGAAAAGGUAGCAGUAGCAGCAGAUCGAUUGAAGAAUGGGAAGGUGAGAUGUGGGUAGGUUCGGAAAGAACUGCAUGUCCGGAAAACAAAGAAAGUCUGUUCUUGAGGUGCUGCCAGUAACCUCCCUGGUCGCCUCAACGUAAAUAUUGCAAUAAAACUUGCGUAUACAUUGUCUGAGCUCUAAGCGGGUUUGCUGGUCUUUCCAGAGUGCAGGAAUUUAGGAACAAGGAAAGGCGGACGAAAAGAGCGUUUCUCUACGUGAAGGGUUUCAACAUAUAUUUCUACCUCAGAAACCAGUAGCUUCGAAGUUUCCUUCCAACUCGUCUGGACUGCUGCUCGGCUAAGUCGCACAUAUGGAACUCCAUUUUCGUGUUUUGAAAGAGCCCCUGGGGUUUAUUCGAAUCAUCCAAAUAGUAAUGGCGAUUCUUGCCUUUGCUUCAACAGCUGGAUUCAGUUCCAAGUCUUCAUUACGUGUGCAGUGCAUGACAACCGAAAGAGAAAACAUCGUUGAUUAUGAGUUUGGUUACCCGUUCCGGCUGCGUUAUACCAGCUUUGUUGUACCAAAGUGCGACGGGACUUAUAACACCACCACGGAGAAGAUUCCCUACGACUUCUCAAGUAGUGCGGAAUUUUUUGUCGCUGCUGGUAUUCUGGCCUUCCUAUAUUCCAUAGGAAUCACUCUGUUUUACAUUAUUUGUCACGAAAAGUAUAUAAAUGACCAAGUGGUGCCAAUUACCGAUCUUGGAGUUACUGGUAUUCUAACUAUCUUCUGGCUAGCUGGCUCAAGUGCCUAUUCCCAAGGAGUUAGUGACAUGAAGUAUUAUACAGAUCCCAACAUCUUGAUUAAGAACUUUGAAGUUUGUGGCACUUUGGCGAUAUGUGAUGCUAUUUCAUAUGGAAACUUUGCAACCUUAAACGUGUCAUUGAUUUCUGGUUUUGCAAACUGCCUGUUGUGGGCUUCUAGUUUAUGGUUCGUCUACAAGGAGACAAUUUUUCACUACCAGCGGCAGGAACAACUGAAGCAGAUGCCUCCACAACAUCCCCAAAGUUAUCCUGAACCCCAAUCUCCAGCCAUGGACUCGCAGUUCCAGUAUUAAAGACGAGCUCCUAGUGAACUACGUGUACUUGCUGCUAAACAUGAAUUUUUCCUUAGCACAAUAAUGCAAAAAGGUGGGUGGUUUACCCCAUCCAUUUGGCCAAACUAUAUUGGCGAAUCCCUAUACAUCCUUUUGCCCCUUACAGCUCAAGCUUGCAAAAAACUGGAACUGAACUUGUAAACGUAAUGAAUAGUGUUAACCGUUGUUUAUAAAUAAAUAGGCUUGAUAUGUGCAUAUAUUCUUUACAGAGUACAGACAGUUAUUAAACUUUUUACGACUGAUGACAUUAGACAUUAUUUUUUACUGAAAUAAUAAUUGAAAUAUUUCUUUCGUUUUUCUAAUUGAAAGUACAACACAAUAAGAACAACAGUCUUUAUUCCAGUGUGUUUUCGAAUGAGUUAUUUAUAAAGAUUUGCAACAGAAAACUCAAAUAAGAAGGAAAUUUAUGUGGAUAUUCUAACGCUUUUAAACCACACCGUUUACCCCUGUAAAUGUCGUUUCUCAACUGUACUCCUAUCGAUUAAUUUAUAUUUUUCUCAUCAAGAUACAAAUGUGAACUACACAGAAACCGCUGUAUAUUCGAUCGUUAGUCUAACAUACACAGGCAAAGACAGCUGCUACAGAAUUCAGAAGCUGUGUAGCUUUCAAAAAUAAAAAUUAUGUGGUAACUUCACGAAGCUACCUUGUUGA